Pipistrellus kuhlii (Kuhl's pipistrelle) is the source of this 2056-nucleotide messenger RNA. It is a transcript of the gene CPA5, whose product is annotated as carboxypeptidase A5. The record is from RefSeq and is a predicted model, not a curated record. The transcript has 11 exons. The coding region runs from base 93 to 1406 and encodes 437 amino acids. NCBI's taxonomy places the organism in Eukaryota, Metazoa, Chordata, Mammalia, Chiroptera, Vespertilionidae. Gene Ontology annotation, molecular function: metallocarboxypeptidase activity; zinc ion binding. Gene Ontology annotation, biological process: proteolysis.
GCCGGGCUGCCGGCCUCCAGCUGCUGCGCGGUGCUGUGGCCUUGGCCUUGGCCAUGCCCGCCAGCCCCUGAAGCUCGCCCGGAGGAGGGAGCAUGCAGGGCGCCCCGGCAGGAGGCUUGGGCCCUGGGCUGCCCGCGGUGGACACACGGACGCUCCUGGUCUGCAGCUUUCUCCUGGCAGCAGCUUGGGGCCAAAUGAAUUUCACAGGAGACCAGGUUCUUCGAGUCCUGGCUAAAGACGAGAUGCAGCUUCGCCUUCUCAGGGAGCUGGAGGGGCUGAAGCCCCAGAAGGUGGACUUCUGGCGUGGCCCGGCCAGGCCCAGCCUCCCCGUGGACAUGAGGGUGCCUUUCUCCGCGCUGAGAGACGUCAAAGGCUACCUGGAGUCUCACGGCCUUUCUUACAGCGUCAUGAUCAAGGACAUCCAGGUGCUGCUGGACCAGGAGAGAGAGGCCAUGGCGAGGUCCCGCCGGCUGGAGCGCAGCGCCAGCAGCUUCAGUUACUCCUCCUACCACACCCUGGAGGAGAUAUAUAACUGGAUUGAUAGCUUCGUCACUGAGCAUGCAGAUAUUGUCUCGAAAAUUCAGAUUGGCCACAGCUUUGAAAAUAGAUCCAUUCUUGUCCUGAAGUUCAGCACCGGAGGAGGUUCUGAGCGCCAGGCUGUCUGGAUCGACACUGGAAUCCACUCCCGGGAGUGGAUCACCCAUGCCACCGGCAUCUGGACCGCCAAGCAGAUUGUCAGUGAAUACGGCAAAGAUCGUGUCCUGACCAACCUAUUGGACACCAUGGACAUCUUCCUGGAGAUCGUCUCCAACCCCGAUGGCUUUGCUUUCACCCACAGCAUGAACCGCUUGUGGCGGAAGAACAGGUCCAGCCAACCCGGAGUCCCCUGCAUCGGUGUGGAUCUGAACCGGAACUGGAGGUCCGGCUUCGGAGGAAAUGGUUCUAAUGACAACCCAUGCUCAGAGACGUAUCGUGGGCCCUACCCGCAGUCGGAGCCAGAGGUGUCUGCCGUUGUGAACUUCAUCACAGCCCACGGGAACAUCAAGGCUCUGAUUUCCAUCCACAGCUACUCUCAGAUGCUCAUGUACCCUUAUGGCCACUCACUGGAGCCCGUUUCAGACCAGGAGGAGUUGCACAAUCUUGCCAAGAGAGCAGUGCAGGCCCUGUACAAGGUCCAUGGGAUCAAGUACAUUUACGGCAGCAUCAGCACCACCCUCUAUGUGGCCAGUGGGAUCACCGUCGACUGGGCCUAUGACAGUGGCAUCAAGUACUGCUUCAGCUUUGAGCUCCGGGACACUGGGCGCUAUGGCUUCCUACUACCGGCCACACAGAUCGUCCCCACGGCCGAGGAGAUGUGGAUGGCAAUUCGGACCAUCUUGAAGCACAUCCUGAGGCACCCCUACUAGCAGCAUGAUCGAGGGCAGAGCAGGAGAGGCCAUCCUCCUCCCCAAGGCCUGGGGCUCCUCCUGAACCCCAAAUCAGACACCCCUCCCUGAAAACCCUGCCAGGACCCCUUAGAAAAUAAAUCAAGUUUAAUAGGCUUUGUGGCCUCUUGCACUGAGUCCCAUUGGACUCAGCAUUGAGGAGGGGACCGUGACAGCUCGAAAAGCCUCUUCUCCCCCCAGGUAUUCAGGAGGGUGAGGCCCUGCCUUUUCUCCUCGUGCAAGGCUCUCAGGGCUCAGAACAGACAACUCAUCCUCUCGGGAGCUACUCACAUACACAUUGUCCUCUCAGUGGCAUUUACAUCUUAAGAUGACCCCGGAGGGGACAGUGUUUGAUCUCAGAGUGGGUUCCCAGUGUUGGCAUUUCCAGCAUCUUGGGGGAGAGGUGGGCACAGAGAGGCAGGCAGCCUUCUUCUCUUCCUGCUUCAUGUCCCAUGCUGGUUGGGGCCCCCCUCAGAAGAUCCCACUCACCCCGUAAAUGAAACUGAGCAAGUCACUGGCUGUGACCUGCUCCUCCUGGGGCCCUCAUAGGCUUCCGUAGUCUUGGAAACACAGAGUCAGAGCCUAUCAGAGCCAGCUCAGCAAGCACUGCACAUUCAUGGAGAAUAAAUCCU